Molecule: messenger RNA, 852 nt
Organism: Malassezia restricta
Lineage: Eukaryota; Fungi; Basidiomycota; Malasseziomycetes; Malasseziales; Malasseziaceae
Product: NFU1 iron-sulfur cluster scaffold protein, mitochondrial
Exons: 1
Coding region: 1-852 (283 amino acids)
Biological process (GO): iron-sulfur cluster assembly
Cellular component (GO): mitochondrion
Molecular function (GO): iron ion binding; iron-sulfur cluster binding
Source: RefSeq, a predicted model, not a curated record
AUGACAGUGUCAGCUGCACUGUGGCGACUGGUGCCGCGCCGGAUCGGAUCGAGAGCCGUGGGGACGGCUGCUGUGCGUGUGCAACGCAGCUACAGCUGGAUUGCCGGAGCGUCGACGCGACCGCGCGCGAGCGUCGUGUCGUCGUCGUCGGUGGCGUGGCACGCCACCCACGUCCCGAGCCGGAGCAUGUUUAUCCAGACGGAGUCGACGCCGAACGAGGACUCGCUGAAGUUUCUGCCGGGCUGUACGGUGAUGGAGAAGGGGACGGCGGAGUUUCUUGACCAGCGCGCGUCGAUGACCUCGCCUUUGGCCAAGAACCUGUUUGCGCUCGAAGGCGUGCGUGGCGUGUUUUACGGGCCGGACUUUGUGACGGUGUCGAAGGACGCGGACACGCCGUGGUCGGCGAUCAAGCCUGAGGUGUACAGUGCGAUGAUGGAGUUUUUCACGGCGGGGCAUGCCCUCUUCCCGGAUCCCUCGACGGCGCAGCCCGGCUCGGACACGACGAUUCUCGAGACGGACACGGAGGUCGUGGCGAUGAUCAAGGAGCUCCUCGAUACGCGUGUGCGCCCUGCGAUCCAGGAGGACGGCGGUGAUCUCGAGUACCGCGGCUUUGGCGAGGACACCGACGGCAUUGUGCGCGUCAAGCUCAAGGGCAGCUGCCGGGGCUGUGACAGUUCGACGGUGACGCUCAAGGCGGGCAUCGAGCGCAUGCUGAUGCACUAUGUGCCAGAGGUGCAGGGCGUCGAGCAGGUGCUCGAUCCGGAAGAGCAGGUCGCGAUGGACGAGUUCACGAAGCUCGAGGAGCGCAUCAAGAAGCAGCGUGAAGAGCGUGAGCGUGGCUUUUCGCCCUAG